Messenger RNA from Carica papaya (papaya), 1276 nucleotides. NCBI's taxonomy places the organism in Eukaryota, Viridiplantae, Streptophyta, Magnoliopsida, Brassicales, Caricaceae. The record is from RefSeq and is a predicted model, not a curated record.
UCUCUGUUAUUGUUGCUGCAGCUGAAUCUUUUGGUUGCAACUAAAGUAGGUGAAGAAGGGCUUGACAUUCAGACUUGCGGUCUUGUGAUACGUUUUGAUCUUCCAGAAAAUGUUGCCAGUUUUAUUCAAUCAAGGGGUCGGGCCAGAAUGCCUCAAUCUGAAUAUGCAUUUUUGGUAGACAGUGAUAACCAGAAGGAAGUAGAUCUGAUUGAGAAUUUUCAAAAAGGUGAAGAGCGAAUGAAUCUAGAAAUUGUUUCCAGAACAUCUAAUGACACAUUUCCUCGAUCAGAUGAAAGAAUAUAUAGAGUUGAGUCAUCUGGUGCUUCCAUCAGCUCUGGAUAUAGUGUUUCAUUACUCCAUCAAUAUUGUUCUCAACUCCCACAUGAUGAGUACUUUCACCCAAAGCCAAAAUUUUAUUUUUUUGAUGAUUUAGGUGGAACUGUCUGCCAUGUAGUAUUACCUUCCAAUGCUCCAAUAAAUCAGAUUGUCGGUGCACCACAGUUCUCCAUGGAAGCUGCUAAAAAAGAUGCUUGUCUGAAUGCAGUGGAAGAGUUGCACAAAUUGGGUGUGUUGAGUGACUUUCUCUUGCCAAAGAAAAAAAAUAUAGAUGAGCCUUCGGCCCUGGUCUCGUCUGAUUCUGAUAGCUGCGAAGACGAGGAUUCACAAGGCAAAUUAUAUGAGAUGCUAGUUCCUGGUAUAUUUAGGGAACCAUGGAGUACAUCAGAGAAUCUUGUCUGUCUUUGUUCUUACUACAUAAAAUUCGUUCCUGAUCCCAAUGAUAGAAUUUAUAGAAAGUUUGGUCUUUUCCUCAAGGAUCCUCUCCCCAUAGAGGCAGAGAGAAUGGAACUUGAUCUCCACCUAGCUCGUCGUAGAUCUGUAUUGACAACCCUUAUCCCAGCAGGGGUUACAGAAUUUGAUAAAGAUGAGAUUUUGCAGGCGCAGCAUUUUCAAGAGAUGUGCUUCAAGGUCAUCCUUGACCGGAAAAAACUUAUUCCAGAUUUUGUUCCUUUAGAAAGUGGAAGUCUUUCUAAAUCAAGCUUCCCAAGCUUCUACCUGUUGCUUCCAGUUAUUUGGCUUGAUGAUGAACAUGCAAUGACUAUAGACUGGCAGACUAUCCGAACAUGUUUAUCAUCUCCAGUUUUUAAAACUCUAGCCAACGAUAUAGAGAAAGAAAUUCUUUGUUCAGAUGUUCACUUGCAGCUUGCUAAUGGUUGCUGGAGUACUAGUGAUGUGGAGAAACAGUCUAGUAUAUGCCACUCAUAGAAGAUAUUUUACU